GGGGUGGCGCUUGGGUUCAAAUCUUGCCUGCAAGGCGGACGGACGCCUUUUCGGGCUGCGGAGACGAGAGCGAGGCUUUUUCUCCCGCGUUGGGAAGGUUCCUCAAGACCGAGGCAGAUUACAAAGUUCACCAGCGGAAUUCGAAAGGAGAUUUAAAGGUGUCGGUUGUAGCAGUCACACCCCUGGAGAGCACGUGGUGGUGGAUUUCUAGAUCUCAGAAACUUUGGGGAACAGGAGAUGGCCAAUCCUUUGAAACAAGUUUUUAACAAGGAUCGGACCUUCCGGCCUAAACGGAAAUUUGAACCCGGGACACAGCGCUUUGAGCUUCACAAAAAGGCCCAGGCAUCCCUUAAUGCUGGGCUGGAUUUAAAGCUGGCUGUGCAGCUCCCUCAUGAUGAGGAGCUGAACGAUUGGGUAGCUGUUCAUGUGGUGGACUUUUUCAACCGCAUCAACCUCAUUUAUGGGACAAUCAGUGAUUAUUGUUCAGAAAAAUCCUGCCCGGUCAUGUCCGGCGGCCCAAAGUACGAGUAUCGGUGGCAGGAUGAGAAAUACCGCAAGCCCACUGCUCUUUCUGCGCCUAAAUACAUGAACCUUCUCAUGGAUUGGAUUGAAGUGCAGAUCAACAACGAGGAUCUCUUCCCUACAAACGUUGGUACUCCAUUUCCUAAGAACUUCCUCCAGGUUGUGAAAAAGAUCCUCUCCCGUCUCUUCCGCGUCUUUGUCCAUGUCUACAUCCACCACUUUGAUCGUAUCGCCCAAAUGGGCUCGGAAGCCCACGUGAAUACAUGCUACAAGCACUUCUACUAUUUUGUAAAAGAGUUCAAUCUCAUAGACAACAAGGAAUUGGAGCCUCUGAAGGACAUGACUUCGCGGAUGUGCCACUGACAUCUUGGGAAUUUGUCUGCCGUCUUUCAAGCCAAUGCCGUCCAGAUUGGAGACAUUCCUGCCCAACAGACGAGAUCUUAUGAUCUGGAGGGACUUCCAUUUUUAUACAUCUUUUUAUUUUUAUUUUUUUUAAAAAAUGAGCUUUCAGGAGCUCUUGUAAUGAAUUCUUUUGUAAAAUCACUCUGAUUGUCGGGAUGAUGUUUGUUUAAGAAAGGAAAGGACCACCAUUAAGUGUUAAGGCUUCCUUUAAGUCUCCAUGUCUUUCUUCUCGCAUCACAUGGAUGGGGGGGUGGGGGUGGGAGGCUGAUUUGGAAAUGUUAUUUUGAGGUUUCCCACCAAAAUCACCUGGGCUUCAGAAAGACAACACCUAUUGCAUCAAGGGAGCCAAUUUAAAUGAGUAAACCACUGACACACCUGUAAGUAGUUUAGGAGUCUGCUUAGGCCAUUACGUGGAAUCACCUGUGUUGCAAAAAAUAAUAAUAAUAAAAUUUUAGCACUUCUUUCA
This is a messenger RNA of Pantherophis guttatus, 1390 nucleotides long. It is a transcript of the gene MOB3A, whose product is annotated as MOB kinase activator 3A. NCBI's taxonomy places the organism in Eukaryota, Metazoa, Chordata, Lepidosauria, Squamata, Colubridae. The record is from RefSeq and is a predicted model, not a curated record.